Messenger RNA from Daldinia loculata, 1744 nucleotides. RefSeq lists its product as uncharacterized. The transcript has 3 exons. NCBI's taxonomy places the organism in Eukaryota, Fungi, Ascomycota, Sordariomycetes, Xylariales, Hypoxylaceae. The record is from RefSeq and is a predicted model, not a curated record. Bases 470 to 1627 code for a protein of 385 amino acids.
UCCAUCACGAGUUUAACUGCAAAAUUUGAUCGAAUUGAUGAUAUUUGCGUUAAACUCGUUUUAAACGCGGUCGGCUCCCAGAAUCCUGCUGCCUUAAGUAGUUUGAUUGAACAUGUGCUUACAAAAAUUGAUUACCCUUCCCGGGAAGCCACAACCUGGCAACUUUUAAACUGUCAAAGCCUUUGAACCCAACGGCAGGUGGUUACGUGACUAUCACCGAUUAGGCUUCUCAUUUUCACAUACCCUCAUUGCCACCAUCGUAACACAGUUUCAUCACAAACACAACAAGAAGCUGGAUAGUUACUGCAACUCGCGUAUAUUGGUUGCCUCCGCACGCCUGUGAUUAAAGACUCAGACGCUUGUUUCUCCUACUCCGUCUUUCCAGUUACUAGACCCUUCACUUUUGACAAGUUCGUCGCUGUUGACUCGGAAACUAGACUUAUUCGGAACUCGGACGGAAAAAAGCAAGAUGGUCUCGGGGCCUUCAAAGGGAUGUUCCGUGUGGGAGUCCGCCGCUAUGCCUCAGGAGAUUCACGACCAAAUUUCACAGUUAGUAGGUAGGAGUGGUCGUAGCGCGAUGAUGCAGGCAUCAUCAUACUUCAACCAUGCCUUUGCCGGGGUUCAUUUCGAGGAAAUGCGUUUCACACACACCCAACGCGGUCUAUCGAGUCUUCUCCGGAUGUUCGUAUUUAAAUGCGAGAACUCCCCAUCCACGUCUGGUACAGACAAUGUUGCGUUCAACAAAUAUAUCAAGGCCGCAAAUAUUGAAUGCCUAGAACCUCCCCCGGAGCCUAUGGGCGUUGGAAGGUGGGAACAUGCUCCCGACUUUCCAAGAGUCGGAUGGGAGCCCGAUGACAACCUACCUGGACGCAUCAUAAAAGCGGUUAGUCUAAUCUCUAAGCUCAGAUACUUAGAACUACUACUACAUCACUUCACUACGGAUCAACACAGUAGUGUUAAUGAUCUCAUUUCCAUCAUGGAAAGAUGGGGAUCUAUCCGACAACUACGAGUAAAGAGCCGGUUUCCAGGAUGCGUAAAGGGAAUAAUUCAGCAGCUUGUUCCCAAUUUAAACGGGCUACACUUGCACGUCGGUACUAGAAGCGAUCUAUACGUUACCGCAGCAGCACAUCAUUCUGGACUAGAGCGACUUCAUCUCACUCUUACCCACCAGGACUUCCUAACAGGCGAGCAGGCCCAAGGCAUGCCUGUCAAUGCUACAAACCGCAUCCGCCGGGAUUUCAAAUCCUUGAAGUGGCUCACACUAGAGUUUGAUGUGGAACGUGUAUGCUGGCGUGAUCUUACGGAAUUCGAAAAUCAACGGGACAAUUUCGUAAACGCCCUAAAGAAGUUGCAUUGUCUAGAUCGUCUAGCCUUCACAAUACGCAGAUGCCACCUACAAAUCAACCAAGUCGUUUCAGACGAACAGAGCAUGUCAACGUUUUAUCACCGUUUGAUCCAGUUCAUGAGCGAACAACUACCCAGAAUUCGUUCCAUCGCGAUUCGUGCCGAUUAUCCGAAGUACUAUCUAGGAAUGAAGGAUGAGCCAGGCAUAACGAUGACUAUUUCUGAUAUGGAUGCAAGUGUACUACGUCGUGCUUCGUGGCCCUCAGGUGUGCGAGACGAUUAGGCCAGUAAUAUUAAUGUAUUUUAAUUUUCCGUCAUCGAUGAGGCCUUAACCGCACUAUCAAGUGCCUCCCUUUCUAUUAGAUUGCUAGUAUAGCUUCCAUCGACGCGAAUGCAAAUG